AUGUCGAGCCAAUUUCCUCCGAUUCCUCCCAUCAAGCCUACGCCGGUCGUCGCAAUUCCCUCGGAACCUGGGUUGUGGGACAGGAUAUCAACAUGGGCGUCCGAGAACAAGACUGCCGUCUACACGAUCGCGGGCGUGUCGGUUCUGGUGACGGGAGCUGGAAUUUACUACAUAAAUAGCGGUUCUAGCUCCAAGGGCGACUCGUCGAGACCAAGCAAAAAGGAGCGAAGGAAGCGCAAGGAGGCCGAGAAGAAGGCAUCUGCCGAAAAGGAUGCACAACCCGCCCAAACCGGUUCAUCAGCACCGCAAGCCGCAUCCGUCUCUGCGAGCGAUGAGGAUCUGUUGGAUAUAAGUGAGGCCGAUAUCGAAGCAUUGUCACCCGAUGAGCGCAAGGCUCGCGCCGUCAAGCUCAAGGAGGCUGGAAACAAGUCUUACGGCGCACGCGACUAUCCGCGGGCCAUCGAGCUCUACACCAAGGCCAUCCUCUGCAAGCCAGACCCAGUGUACUACUCUAACCGUGCUGCCUGCUACAGCGCGCAGAAGGAAUGGGAAAAGGUCGUCGAGGACACCACGGCCGCGAUCAACCUGGACCCCGACUAUGUCAAGGCCCUGAACCGUCGCGCAGCUGCAUACGAGAACAUGGACAAGUACAGCGAGUCCCUGCUUGACUACACCGCCAGCUGCAUCAUCGACGGUUUCAGGAACGACUCUAGCGCCCAGGCCGUCGAGCGGCUGCUGAAGAAGUUCGCCGAGUCCAAGGCCCGCGAGAUCAUGGGUUCCAAGGAGCCGAAGCUGCCCAGCCCAACCUUUAUCGGCAACUACCUCCAGAGCUUCCGGGCAAAGCCCCGUCCUGCUGGUCUUGAGGACACGGUCGACCUGCCCGAAGACUCUGGUAAGGGCCAGCUGCAGCGCGGUCUUGCCGAGCUUGAGAAAAAGACUGGCGACCGGUACGAGGCUGCAGCUGAGGCUUUCGACAAGGCGCUUCAGCUUGGUGAUCUCGGAGAGUACGAGGCUCUUGCAUACAACAUGCGUGGAACCUUCAAGUGCCUGCGUGGUAAGCACGAGGAGGCGCUCCAGGACCUGACCAAGUGUGUUGAGCUCGACCCGUCCAUGACGCAGGGCUACAUUAAGCGGGCGAGCAUGUACCUCGAGCUUGGCAAGACGCAGGAGGCACAGGCCGAUUUCGAGACAGCAGCAACCCAGAACCCCGAAGAUCCCGACAUCUACUACCACCGUGCGCAACUGCACUUUAUCCAGGGCGAGUUCCCCGAGGCCGCCAAGGACUACCAAAAGUCGAUCGACCUGGACCGCGACUUUAUCUUUUCGCACAUCCAGCUCGGCGUCACGCAGUACAAGAUGGGCUCGAUCGCUUCCUCGAUGGCGACGUUCCGCCGCUGCGUCAAGAACUUUGAAAAGGUCCCGGAGGUCUACAACUACUUUGGCGAGCUCCUCAUGGACCAGAACCGCUUCCCCGACGCCGUCGAGAAGUUCGACACUGCCAUCGAGCUGGAGAAGUCAGCGAGACCGACCGACAUGAACGUGUUGCCCUUGAUCAACAAGGCUCUUGCUCUCUUCCAGUGGAAGCAGGACUUUGGUGAGGCCGAGAAGCUUUGCGAGAAGGCUCUGAUCAUCGACCCCGAGUGCGACAUUGCCGUCGCCACCAUGGCUCAGCUCCAGCUCCAGCAGGGCAAAGUCACUGAGGCCCUCAAGCAGUUCGAGCGUGCCGCGGAGCUGGCCAGGACCGAGGGAGAGCUUGUCAACGCUCUGUCGUACGCCGAGGCGACGAGAACUCAGAUCACGGUGCAGGAGAAGUACCCCAAGCUCGCCGCUCGCCUGCAGGGCAUGGGGCCGGCUGGUGCCAUGGGUCGAUGA
This is a messenger RNA of Pyricularia pennisetigena, 1872 nucleotides long. RefSeq lists its product as uncharacterized. The record is from RefSeq and is a predicted model, not a curated record. Lineage: Eukaryota; Fungi; Ascomycota; Sordariomycetes; Magnaporthales; Pyriculariaceae. The coding region runs from base 1 to 1872 and encodes 623 amino acids. Gene Ontology annotation, cellular component: mitochondrial outer membrane. Gene Ontology annotation, molecular function: protein-transporting ATPase activity; protein binding. The transcript is spliced from 4 exons. Gene Ontology annotation, biological process: intracellular protein transport.